AUGGCUCGCUUAACAACCAUCCUCCUCUCGUGCCUCCUAUUCCUGGGAACAUUAAUCCACGCCCAAGAAACUUCUACCUCUCCCCCACCCCCAAGCAACACCCCCACCCCCCUCGUAACCUGCCUCAACUCUGUCUCAAUCCCCUACAGCAUCUCCUCCAACGCCACCUGGGCAAGCGACAUCUCCCCGUGGCAACUCCGCAUCACACCCACCCCAUCAGCCGUCAUCCGUCCCACCAGCUACUCCCAGAUCGCAGCAGCCCUCUCCUGCGCAUCGGUGACUUCAACAAAAGUAGCUUGCCGCAACGGUGGCCACAGCUACGGCUCCUACGGCGUUGGGGGCAACGAUGGAGCGCUGGUCAUGUACAUGGAUGCUUUCCAGAACAUGACAUUCGACGCAUCGACUGGGCUGUUGACGUAUGGAGGCGGAAGUAUAGUUGGUGAUGUCGCGACAUGGGCGUGGGAGACGUAUGGCGUGCAUUUCCCGCACGUGAGAGCGAAUCGAGUUGGGCUGGCGGGAUCGUCAAUUGGCGGUGGUUUUGGGCCUACGUCACGGUUCCUAGGGACGCCGAUGGAUAAUCUGGAGAGUGUGGAAUACAUGCUCGUUAACGGGACGAUCGUGACUGCUUCGCGCACGAAGAAUCCUGAUUUGUUUUGGGUGGUUCAGGGUGCGGGGUCGUCGUAUGGUGUUUUGCUUUCGUUGACGACUAGGACAUGGAAGCCGGUCUAUGAUCAAGUGACGAAUUUCACUGUCAGUGUUGGGAACGUCGAUAUCGAUACUGGCGUCAAGGCUCUGCUCGCGAUUCAAGAGUAUGCUCUCGGUGGUGGAUGUCCGGACGAGUUGUCUCUCCGGUGGCAGUUAACUGCACCUCCAUAUUCUGGCUCAGGGUUCUUCUACGGCGAUCCUGCGACUUUCCAAGCAGCCAUUGCACCAUUGAUGGCAAAGCUCCCCACAGGAACUACUCUGACAACUGCAGUGGCUGAUUUCUGGGCUAUGGAGAACAUCGCUACGCCAUCCAUAUCCUCCAAAAUCGAUACGUUCCCCCCACGGAACUUCUAUCUUCAAGCACUCGUUUUGAGGACUGAUCAACCUUUCACAUAUGAAAGUGCAUUUGCCCUGUACAACUCCACAACAAUAGCAUUCAACCGCACUGACAUGACAAAAUUUGGGUUCAUCGACCUCUGGGGUGGAGUUUCUCGCAACAUUAAAGACAGCGACACAUCGAUGGCGCACGCGAAUUCUCUCUUCUUGAUCCGGUGGGAAGGUCGCUUAGCUCCUGGACUGACAACCUUCCCUAGUGACGGGAUUCCGUAUCUGAAAGGGCAGAUGAGAGUCUUUGAGGAUCAGUUGACGAAGGAGGGUGUUCCACUGAGAGGAUUCGUGAAUUAUCGUGACACGGAGCUGACGGAAGCGGAGUGGAGUAAGAGGUUGUAUGGGGGAAAUUGGGACAGGAUGUUGGACAUCAAGAGGAAUUAUGAUCCCGAGGGGAUAUUUACUGCUAAUCCGCAGAGUAUCCCGGUUUGGAAGCCGGGGAAAUGGAGAGAGCUUGAGGGGUGA
This is a messenger RNA of Cadophora gregata, 1557 nucleotides long. RefSeq lists its product as uncharacterized. The record is from RefSeq and is a predicted model, not a curated record. Gene Ontology annotation, molecular function: oxidoreductase activity; FAD binding. The transcript has a single exon. Bases 1 to 1557 code for a protein of 518 amino acids. Lineage: Eukaryota; Fungi; Ascomycota; Leotiomycetes; Helotiales; Ploettnerulaceae.